This is a messenger RNA of Fopius arisanus, 3727 nucleotides long. Its product is annotated as Zinc finger CCHC-type containing 7. NCBI's taxonomy places the organism in Eukaryota, Metazoa, Arthropoda, Insecta, Hymenoptera, Braconidae. Gene Ontology annotation, molecular function: zinc ion binding; RNA binding. The transcript has 4 exons. Gene Ontology annotation, cellular component: TRAMP complex. The record is from RefSeq and is a predicted model, not a curated record. Gene Ontology annotation, biological process: nuclear polyadenylation-dependent CUT catabolic process; TRAMP-dependent tRNA surveillance pathway; nuclear mRNA surveillance of mRNA 3'-end processing. Bases 139 to 3519 code for a protein of 1126 amino acids.
UCUGACGCAAGUGUCUGCAUCAAGUUCAAACACGCAGGUUCAUCGCUGAAUUUGGAGCAUGCAUGCUCCUAACCGAACAAUUAUCUUCAUCAACAAUCGAACUCAUAAUUAAUGUGAACAAUAAUCAUCAAUCACUCAAUGGCUGCCACACGUAAUUUCAAUGGGGUCUCCGAGGACAUGGACACCAGCCUGUUGGACGUGGACAUGAACGACCCAGACCUGGAGGCACGUCUUUACGGUGAGAUCUACUACUCUAACGAGACAUAUCCAGAUCCAGUGCCCCAGGGCAGCCCAUCACCUCAGGUCAAUAAUUCCACAGCCGCUGGGACUCAAUGGUCUAUCGACCCUCAACCAGGACAGAGUGGAAAUCCAGGGGAAUCUCAUUAUCCGAGAAAAAAAAAGCACAGAGCCCUGAUUGAUGGGCUGCCAGGAUCGCCCUUCUCCCAGUUCUCCAGAGGACGGAAACCAGAAGGAGAUGAGAAUAACUUCAGGAAUCAAAAGACCUGGGAUUCGCAAAGGGUCUUCCCCAGAGGGGAUAGCCCGAGGGGCAGCCCCCCUGAACUGCAGAAGUCGAGAAAAUCGAGAGAGGCGAUCCCCUCAAGAGAAAAGAUGACUCAGAACACAGAAGAAAUUAUGGAAGAGGAUGAAGAGCCUGACAGCACCUCUCUGACCGCUCUGGACGAUGCAAUGACUGCUAAUACUACUUCUGAGUCCUCUAGAGAGCAUUCGACUCCCUCCAGGUCCCCCCAGAACACACCCCAGGAGGAUUCAACCUUCCAGUCACCGGCAGAAUCUCAGGACGACAGGAAAACUCCUGAAGAGAGUUCAAACUCCAAGUACAAGGUUCAAUGUAAAAAAUCCAGGAAAAAUCCUCCAUCUAUGAUUGUAGAGGACUCUGAUGACUCAAUCCUCGAGGUGCCAGUCCCUCCGAAGCCCCUGCCACCUCUUAUCAGUCUUCAGGAUUCUGAUGAAUCGAGUGACGAGUCACCAGUGAGGAUGGACAGGACGCCACAAGAAGAAGAGUCCUCUGAAUCCUCAUCCCUGGAAGUUAUUGACGAGGACACGACGACCCAACUGAUUAUUAAUUGCACUAGUGUGCAGAAGGGGGUGUCUAGUCUAGCGGAGAUCAAGAGGCAGAGGAAAGAGAGAGAGAGGAAUCCUGGGGGCCAGAGUGAUGAGGAGAGUAUGACAGAGAGUGAGGCCCUGAAUUGGGGGUCUCUGGAGGGCGAGAUUCGCGAGGAGGGAGAGCUGGUGGAUACUGAGGAGAGUGUUGAAGUCUGGGAGGGAAUCGUGGAGGAGAGUGACCAGAGGAGGAAUUUGCUGGACGAGUCUGGAUCCUCUGGAAAAUGCAGUGAAGGAAUGCCCUUGAUGGUGGCUGAGCAGAGGGUAGCUGAGGAUAAACGCUCUGAGGGACAGAAGAGGGCACACAGUGGAGGGAGUGAGGAGAGCCCCAGGAAGAAGAAAAAGAGGGAGAGGAGUAUGGGACUUCAAGAGUAUUUGUUCCAGCCCAUGCCCAAACAGCUCAGAGAUUUUUAUAAUGAGCCCAGGGGGGGAGAUAUUAUGAAAGACAUCAAGGAAAUUCAAAAUGCCAUGCCAAAGCAUCCGAGUCGGUGGGUGGUUUUAGACGCAGAUUUGUAUCCGAGACCGCGCAAGAAGAGGAAUACAUGCGCUAUCUGUCAAUGUGAGGGCCAUCUUCGUAGCAGAUGCCCAGAGAGGCCCAAGGUUCCCACUUGUCACGUAUGCGGAAUCGUCGGCCACUCUGAGCCCAGGUGUCCAGAGAGCAGAAAAUGUUUCAACUGCGGGAAGAAGUGGUCGACCUGCAGGAGAACCUGCGAACACUGCAAUAGUCUUCAGUGCAGCCAGUGCAAGGGGAAGGGCCACUGCAUUCGGAAUUGUCCUGACAAUUGGAGGAAAUAUCAUCAAACGACAUCAGGAGCAGCAGUGAACAUUCCCGCUGACCUGGGGAGUGUGCUGAAGCCGUCGCACCAGCUGAGCUGCAGCAAUUGCACCCGAAGAGGUCACGAGGCAUCGACGUGCCUGAGUUACCGUUGGUCAGGGCAUUUUUUCCAGUCUUGCAACGUCCGAGAUUACACCGCAGGUCCAAUCUACGCUUUGGAAGUUCCCCAGGUGCCCCAGGUAUCCCAGCUGCUAAAGGACACCCAUGAACCCAUCGACGCCAGCGGCCUGGGGAUUAACAGCAUUGGACCAUCGACUAAACUCUUCUACUUCCUAAACUCCCAGUCCCCAGACAUCUCCACCUGGAAGGAAUGUUCACUAAUUUUUAAUGAGCCCUCCGAUGGAAAAUCUCCCCCGGAUAGUCCCAUCCUUCCCAAUUUCCUGAGGACUCAGUUCAAACACUUCAAAGGUACCCUGAUGGAGGUCACUGUAAAACGAAGUCACGCACUCCAGAGACUUGUCAUCACGCUGAAAACUCCUGACAGUUCAACCCUGGAAAAAUUGAAGGAACUCGUACUCCAGUGGAUGAUGCGCUCCAGGGACGAUCAGGAGACGAUGAACAAGAUAAAGCGUCUACCAAUGACUUAUAGGGCCUUGGUGAGGGCUCUAAUUAAAGAAUUCAAUAACUUUAUGUGCAGAGCCGUCUCCAACAAGAUCUGGCUAAACCGCAGGAUGUGCCCAGCCCUCGAGAAGAACACUGCUGAGAAGACGCGCGAUAGAGCCAGUGGUAAUUCGCUGAGGACAAUGCAGCUGUUGGGGAACUUAAAAUUUGGGCGAGUCGUGGCGACCUACAAGUACAUGCUCAUUGGCACACCUGGGGACGUACUCAAACCCUUCUGGAAGUUCCUCAAAGUGCUGCAGGACCCUCCGGGGCUUCAGGGAGACUCUAUUCCUGCUGAUGUCCACAUCAAGGCUGUGUGGUAUUGCUUUGAGUUAUUCACUCCCCAUUUAUCCCCUAGUGUGCUCAACGCCUUGGAGGCCUGCAGAGGUGAUCCCACAUCGAAACUCAGGGGUGAGAGGGCCUUUAAGGAGUUCACUCUGCAGGUGAAGAGGAGUGGUAUGCGGUUUAGGAAGGAUCAACCAAAAUUGCCGUCCAUUGUUGACGUGCCAAUUCCUCCUCCAGAGGAAUUUUCCAUUUCUCCUGGAUGCUCCAGUAAACCCUUGAAGAGGAAGACUACGACCAGGAAGAAGGAUAAGCCUAUGAAACCUGCUCCCUUCCCGGGAACUCGAGACAUGAAUCAGCCGAAGGGCUCAGCAAAGGUAUCACGUGAGAUCAAAAGGGAUCAGCAGAGGGCUGCCGAGAAGAAGAGGAAGAGGAAGAGGAAAGAAUCUUCUAAUUGCUCCAGGAAUGAGCGGAUAGUCACACCUGAUGUUGUCGCUGAGAACACGAAAAAGGCUCUUGACUGUAAUUUGCAAGUCAAGGAAAAAAAUAUGAAGGACAUCGAGACCAAGUGCGGCGAGAACCUCGAGGGAAAUGGGGUCGACAAUAAAAGGCAAUUGAUCAAUAUGUGGAAUGACAUACGCAAUCAUUCAAUUAAGAGGGAUAACAAGAGAAUUUCGUGAGGAAUUGUUGGAGAAUAUUUUUUACUAAUGUUAAUAAAUAUUCAUAUUAUCAAUAAUUUCUCUCAUCCAUACAGAAAUAAUUCAUUUAUCUGCAUACGCCUUUCAAUUAAAUAAAAAAUUCUAGAAGCAUAGGAGAAAUGGGGAAUGAGAAAAGUGAAGGUAAAUCACUUCCUGAGUUUUCUCUGAAAAAAUCAAUCGACAAAAAAUA